UAUUAAAUUUUUUGGACUCUUAUUAUGCCGCCAAGAAAAGGGAAGAAUAAAAAGGAAAUCUUAGGAACAGAUUUUCACGCACAAGAGGAAGAAAGCCAUAUCCACAAAGGGGGUCGACGUGCAGCCAAAAAGUCACAAGUGCCAAAUUCCAACUCUUCUGCCGCUACCACUGAAAGUAAUAAAGUUCAACAGGUUAAAAAAAGAAGAAAAAAAGGCAAAAGAAGAGGCGACUCAUCCUCCUCGGAUGAAGAAGAUGUGCAAUAUACUGAACACCACGCUAAUAAAGCAUAUUUUUUCACAGAAAAAGAACAAAAAAACCCUUUAUCUACCGUCGAAAACUCGGAUAAAAAACAAGAAGAGAAGAGAGUUUUUAGAAGAAGAAAAAAAGGGAAUUUAUCUUCUGACAACGAAGAAUUUACACUUCUUGGCAAAAAGGAUAAGGAAGGAAUAAAUUGCAAUUUAAUAGCUUUUGACAAUAAACAGCAGUAUAAAGAAGAACCUUUCGGUUUGGCUGUAAACAAUAUUGAAAGCAAAAUAGAUGAAUCUCUUAACUAUAACAGAAAACUAAAGAAGAAAAGAAAUAGGAAGGGUAAAAAUAGAUUAGAUUAUUCGUCUUCUGAAGACGAUCUUACCACCUCAACCCAUCCUGAGGUUAUGGUUGGUCUAGCUCUUAACUUGGAAGAAAAAAAUACCUCUUUUGUUCCCCCUUUUUUAAGUGAUAAAAGAAAAUCGGAUAUUUAUAUAAAUAAAGAAGACGAAGAAUUUUCUUCUUUAACCCGGCGAAACAACCUCCCUACUGUCAAUUUUUCUGCAAGUGGAGCUGAUGAAAGGAAAGAACUUUUUUUGGUUACUGAUGCAAAAAAGAAAAAAGGAACACGAAAAGGAAAGGAAUUAUUUUUAGAUGAGGAAUAUUUUGAGCUUCCUGUUGAUAACAGAAAGGAAGACCAUUCCUCUGCUUUAGUUAAAGGUGGUAAUAGGAGAUUGUUAAAGGAAAAUAAGAAUUCAAGAACUGAAACAAGAAAAGAAGAGACGACUUUUGACAAAGCUCCUUUUUUACAGGAAAAUGUAAAGCGACCUACUUCUACCCAAGUUGAGGUUGAAGGGCGCAUGGAAUUUGGCUUCGAAGGAAAUACAUCAGAAAAUACUACAGAAAACCUUGUUUCUUCAACGGUGGAAGUGAGGAGUAGUAGUCAAUUACCUGGUAACAUAUUUGAACAAUCUGUGACUAAAGCUAAAAAUUCUGAAAUUUGUGAAGCUAUGUUGAUUGAGGAAUUUCCAUAUAAAACUUAUGUUGAAAGUAACCUUCCUGAUAAGUUUUCAAAGUUAACUUUUGAGGAACAGCCUCGCGCCUUGAAGAAUCGGAGCAUUAUCUCUGAAGACUUGGACGUUCCGUUCUUCUUGAAAAACGGAAAGUUGGAAUCCAAUCGUCUUCGAAAAAAAGAAAGGAAGGGGAGGCGUUUAAAGAACAAGACUACUGGUCAGGAAUUUGGUUCAGUUAAGAGCGAUCAAGAAGAGGACAUACUUGACGCCUUAAAUAAGGCUUCUGGAAUUGAACUUGGAUCACAAUUUGUUGUUUCGCAAGCCGUAAGCAGAGGCCACUCAACUCAGAGCGAUGAUAUAGUCAAAAUUAUGGACUUCAAUAUUUCUGUUGGAGGCCGAGAGUUGUUUAAAAAUGCGUCCUUGGUUAUCAAUAACGGGCAACGGUAUGGCCUUUUGGGCCCCAACGGUCGUGGUAAAACAACGCUUCUGAAACACAUCGCCAGCAGAGCGUUGGUGGGCAUCCCUGAGAACAUCACAGUUUUACUGGUUCAGCAGGAGCUCGAAGCGCCAUCCGAAGAGUCUGUAGUCGCGGCUGUUAUGAAGGCUGACCGACGAACGAAGCUACUGCUUGAAGAAGAGGUCAAACUAAACCGGGCUUUAGACAUUGAGGAAGAUCUCUGCAAACAAGAAUCUCUCAGCGCGCGUCUGCAAACUGUCUAUGAAUUGCUACACCAGAGGAGUGCAGCUUCCGCGGAGGGCAAAGUGCGUAGCAUCCUCUACGGUCUAGGCUUUCAGACAAACGCCCAAGAUAGGCCUACCAGAAGCUUUAGUGGUGGAUGGCGGAUGCGCAUUGCACUGGCUCAAGCAUUAUUUAUGGAGCCCGGUCUUCUCUUAUUGGAUGAACCCACCAAUCAUCUGGACUUGGAUGCCGUUAUAUGGCUAGAGGACUAUUUGCAAAAAUGGAAAAAGAUGCUUUUAGUAGUAUCUCACGACCAGGACUUUCUAGACUCGGUCUGCACGGAUUGUCUGCACCUCGACGCUAAGAAGCUCAACCAUUACAAGGGAGGAUACUACGAGUUUAAAAAAUUGUAUGAGCAGCACUUCGAACAAGAGUUUAAGAAGUGGAAACAACAACAGAAACAGCUGAAGCAGCUCAAGCAUAGUGGGCUUACUGCUAAGAAAGCAUUGGAAAAGACCCAGAAGCAGCAGAAGGCCAAAGAUGAGAAGCUACUGGGAAAAAAAGCGCAAAGCAGCAGAGGAGAAGGAGGAAGGAUCGACCGCCAUGCAACUGAUGGAGAGACCACGCUUGUACAACGUGGAGUUCACAUUUCCCGAGCCACCAGAGAUUCGAGAACCAAUUAUUACCGUCCACGAAAUCUCCUUUAGUUAUUUAAACGGAAGGCUUUUAUUCAAAGACGUCAGUUUCGGCAUCACCUUAAAGACACGUGCGUGUAU
This is a messenger RNA of Zophobas morio, 2715 nucleotides long. Its product is annotated as ATP-binding cassette sub-family F member 1-like. The transcript is spliced from 12 exons. Gene Ontology annotation, molecular function: ATP hydrolysis activity; ATP binding. The coding region runs from base 25 to 2646 and encodes 873 amino acids. NCBI's taxonomy places the organism in Eukaryota, Metazoa, Arthropoda, Insecta, Coleoptera, Tenebrionidae. The record is from RefSeq and is a predicted model, not a curated record.